AUGUCAAAUAAAUCAGACAAGAAAGAUAAUAGUAACACCAAUUAGUCUCAGCCCUCAGCUGCUCCUACAGUGAAAAACGUUAGAAUGAGGGAAGAUACUAUUCCAGUAAUUGUUGUCAAUGGAGUCUACUACCCAUCACAAAAAUUAAGGUUCAAGUUGAAUGAUCCUUAGCUUAGCUUUUAAAGUUUCAGUGAGAAGUCAUUCGGUAUUGUUAGCAAAAAAAGCGACACUGAUGACUCCUAUUACAUGAUGGGUACAUUAGUAAAAGUUAUAGACCAAGAGACUUUUCUGACUAACUUAUUUGCAAGAAAUUACGUGGAGUUUCUGGUCGAGGGACUUUCUAGAUUCAAGAUAUAGAAGGUACUUUCGUCACAACCCUCUCAACUGCUUCUCACUUGCGACGUCAUCAUCUACGAAGAAGAAAAUUCUGAAAUGGACCUUGCAAUGAGAGACAAUGAUAAGACCAAGUUAUUGAAGUAAAAAGCAAUUGAAUUAUGCGAGUUACCAAGAACUGGCCUCUCAUCAACACUUAAUGCUAAAAAGAAAGCUAUGGAGAUAAGAUACAUCAUGUCCCCGUCAAGGCUAUCAUUCAUGUCCUGCUCUCUUCUUAACAACCAAACAAGGAUGAUGAAAUAAAGUUUGCUUGAGACCGAUGAGCUUGAUAAGAGAAUGCAAAAAGUCAUUGAUUUACUAACUUAGGAGAUAGAUGAAAUUAAGAAGUCUAAUUCAGAGUUUGAGAAGUAGAACACAGGAAUCGUUCUACCUAGAUAACCUCCCAAGAAUUUUCAAUUCAAUAAUGAUUUCAUGAGAGGUGGUGGAAAGGAUGGAAAUGAUGAAAUCUAGAAUCUUGUGAAGAAGUUUGAAUAGUUAAAACUACCAGAAGAAGCUAAGAAAAUAGUAGAUUAGGAGUUGAGCAAAGUACAAAGACUUAGCCCGUCCAAUUAGGAAUAUCACGUGAGCAUCAAUUAUCUGCAAACAAUCUCAGAUUUGCCUUGGAGCAUAUCAGAUCCAGAGUAGAAUAAUCCAGAUCAUGCAAAAGAUAUUCUAGAGAGAGAUCAUUUUGGCUUGGAUGCAGUAAAAAAACGUAUUAUCCAAUUCCUAGCUGUGAGAAAACUCAGAAGUAACAAUCAAGGUACCAUCCUUUGUUUCUUUGGCCCACCAGGAGUAGGUAAAACUUCACUCGGGAAAUCAAUAGCUGAGGCCCUAGGGAGAAAAUUCUACAGAAUUGCUUUAGGUGGUGUUAGAGAUGAGGCUGAGAUUAGAGGCCACAGAAGAACCUAUGUGGGUGCCUUACCAGGAGUGAUUAUUUAAAGCUUAAAGAAGAUCAAGACAAAUAACCCAGUAUUCUUGCUGGACGAAAUAGACAAAUUGGGGAGAGACUAAAGAGGAGAUCCUUCAAGUGCCAUGCUUGAAGUACUUGACCCCAAUCAAAACGAUAAAUUCACUGAUCAUUUCUUGGGCACACCAUUUGAUCUCUCUAAUGUUGUGUUUAUAGCAACUGCUAACUCUCUUGAUACUAUUCACCCAGCUUUGCUUGAUAGAAUGGAGAUCAUAGAUAUUACUGGUUAUUCUAUUUAGGAGAAAAUGGAAAUAUCAAAGCGAUAUUUGAUUCCAAAGCAAAUCAAAGAAAAUGGUAUUACAGAAAAGAUAAUUGAGUUCAAAGAAAAGGAGAUUGAAAAGAUUAUAACAUCAUUCACAAUGGAAAGCGGAAGAGCAAUAGGAUCAGUUUGUAGAUAAAUUGCAUACUAGUAUGCAGUUUCAAAGUCACCAGAAACUUUCUAGAAAGUUAUGGUUACAGACGAAGUUAUCAAAGAAGCUCUAGGCAAUGAAAAGUAUGAUUUUAACAUGGAGGAAAGAAUUACAAGACCUGGUAUUGCUAUUGUACGUAUUUCAUUCGAUAUAUAACAUUAAUAGGGACUAGCUUACACAGAAGUUGGAGGGCGUGCCUUGUUAAUUGAGACAACGAAGUACCCAGGCACUGGCUAGCUGAACUUAACUGGUAAACUUGGAGAUGUAAUGAAGGAGUCUGUGAACACAGCUUUGAGUUGGAUUAAGACAAACGCUGGAAGAGUAGGUGUCUAUAAGUCCUUGAAAAAGUUGAGUGUUGAUGUUGCAGAUGACCCUCAUCAGUAGGUCAAGGAUGAUAGAAAUGCUGAAUCCAUCUUUAAGCAGUUUGACUUGCAUGUGCAUUUCCCUGCAGCUGCAGUACCAAAAGACGGUCCAAGUGCUGGUGUUACAAUCACCACUGCUCUUGUGUCAUUGCUCACGAACAGAAGAGUCAAGAGUGAUUUUGCAAUGACUGGAGAAAUAUCGCUUCAAGGUUUAGUACUUCCAGUUGGUGGCAUCAAGGAGAAGUGCAUAGCUGCUCAUAGAAAUGGGGUCAAGAAUGUAAUAUUACCACUGAAGAACAAAAAAGAUGUUGAUGAGAUACCUAAAGAUGUUAGACAAUAGUUAAAAAUACAUUUUGCUUCGAGAGUUGAGGAGGUACUAGAGUUGGCUUUAGAGAAAUCAAUAGAUUAAAAGUUUCUCAAAGAGGAAACAUAAUCUAUUUUCAAUAAUAAGCCAAAGCUCUGA
Stylonychia lemnae is the source of this 2574-nucleotide messenger RNA. The record is from the annotation of a GenBank genome assembly. Lineage: Eukaryota; Ciliophora; Spirotrichea; Sporadotrichida; Oxytrichidae.